Messenger RNA from Naumovozyma dairenensis CBS 421, 1683 nucleotides. It is a transcript of the gene ELP3, whose product is annotated as Elongator subunit ELP3. Gene Ontology annotation, cellular component: elongator holoenzyme complex; cytoplasm; nucleus. Lineage: Eukaryota; Fungi; Ascomycota; Saccharomycetes; Saccharomycetales; Saccharomycetaceae. Gene Ontology annotation, molecular function: iron-sulfur cluster binding; acyltransferase activity, transferring groups other than amino-acyl groups. The transcript has a single exon. The record is from RefSeq and is a predicted model, not a curated record. Gene Ontology annotation, biological process: tRNA wobble base 5-methoxycarbonylmethyl-2-thiouridinylation. Bases 1 to 1683 code for a protein of 560 amino acids.
AUGGCUCGUCACGGUAAAGGUCCUAAGACCAACAAACAAAACCUAGCUCCAGAAAAGGAACGUUUCAUCCAAUGUUGUUCCGAUGUCACCUUAGAAUUAACCAACUCAUUGACCUCCAACACCACGAGAGAAAUAAAUCUAAAUGGUCUAAUCACUAAAUAUUCCAAGAAAUACAAACUAAAGCAACAACCAAGACUAACAGACAUCAUCAACACGAUCCCUGACCAAUACAAGAAAUACCUCUUACCAAAACUAAAGGCUAAACCAGUGAGAACUGCCUCAGGUAUCGCUGUCGUCGCAGUCAUGUGUAAACCACAUCGUUGUCCUCACAUCGCAUACACAGGUAACAUUUGUGUCUACUGUCCCGGUGGUCCCGAUUCUGAUUUUGAAUAUUCAUCUCAAUCAUACACAGGAUAUGAACCAACUUCGAUGCGUGCCAUUAGAGCUCGUUAUGAUCCCUAUGAACAGGCUCGUGGGAGAGUAGAACAAUUAAAACAACUAGGACAUUCCAUUGAUAAAGUCGAAUAUGUCGUCAUGGGUGGUACGUUCAUGUCGUUGCCUAAUGAUUAUAGAGAGGAUUUUAUUACUAAGUUACAUAAUGCUUUAUCUGGGUUUAAUGGGAAUGAUUUGGAUGAAGCUAUUAAAUAUUCCCAGCAAAGUUUGACUAAGUGUGUUGGGAUCACUAUUGAAACCAGACCCGAUUAUUGUACUCAGACUCAUUUGGAUGACAUGUUGAGGUAUGGUUGUACUAGAUUGGAAAUCGGGGUUCAAUCAUUGUAUGAAGAUGUCGCUCGUGAUACUAAUAGAGGUCACACUGUGAAGGCUGUCGCUGAAAUUUUCGCCAUUUCGAAAGAUGCCGGUUAUAAAGUUGUGUCUCACAUGAUGCCUGAUUUACCUAAUGUUGGGAUGGAAAGAGAUAUUGAACAAUUUAAAGAAUAUUUCGAAAAUCCAGAUUUUAGAACUGAUGGGUUGAAAAUUUAUCCAACUUUGGUUAUUAGAGGUACAGGUCUAUAUGAACUUUGGAAAUCUGGUAAAUAUAAAUCAUAUAAUUCGAAUGCACUUGUUGAUUUGGUGGCAAGAAUUAUGGCUUUGGUACCUCCUUGGACUAGAAUUUAUCGUGUUCAAAGAGAUAUUCCAAUGCCGCUAGUUACAUCUGGUGUCGAUAAUGGUAAUUUGAGAGAAUUGGCCUUAGCAAGAAUGAAGGAUUUAGGUACUUCUUGUAGAGAUAUUCGUACUAGAGAAGUUGGUAUUCAAGAAGUGCAUCAUAAAGUCCAACCAGAUCAAGUCGAAUUGAUCAGAAGAGAUUAUUAUGCUAAUGGUGGAUGGGAGACUUUCUUAUCCUACGAAGAUCCAAAGAAAGAUAUUUUGAUCGGUCUGUUGAGAUUAAGAAAGGCAUCAAAAAAGUACACGUAUAGAAAGGAAUUCACUUCUCAAAGGACGUCCAUUGUUAGAGAAUUACACGUCUAUGGUUCGGUGGUUCCCUUACACUCAAGAGAUCCAAGAAAGUUCCAACAUCAAGGUUUUGGUACUUUAUUGAUGGAAGAAGCUGAAAGAAUUGCUCGUGAAGAACAUGGAUCCGAGAAGAUUUCAGUUAUUUCCGGUGUUGGUGUCAGAAACUAUUACGCUAAGUUGGGCUAUGAGUUAGAUGGACCUUACAUGUCAAAGAAGAUUGAAGUUGAUUAA